AACAGGGGGGGUGAAGAGGAUCGGGUACACGGGGCUGUGGAAGAAAUGUGAAAUGACGGUCAACUGUUUAUUCUUAUUUCAAACUAAACAUAUUUAUCGGUUUGCCCCUGUGUUGUAAUCGGGAGGUAACUAUAUGAGGAGUUGCAAAGACAGCGAUUUUAACUUGGCGACGUAGCUAGCCAGCUACGCAAGGAGAGAAAGGAGGGGGCUGGUGCAAGCUAGCUAGCUAGUUGGCUAGCUAGAUCAGAAAAGGAAAACAAUAUGGCCGCAGUGGAGCUCGAAUGGAUCCCAGAGACACUGUAUAACACUGCUAUUUCUGCGGUGGUGGACAAUUACAGUCGAUCGCGAAGGGAUAUCCGUUCCCUUCCAGAAAAUAUACAGUUUGAUGUGUACUACAAGUUGUACCAACAGGGCCGGCUAUGCCAGCUCGGGGGAGAGUUCUGCGAGCUGGAGGUCUUUGCGAAAGUCCUGCGUGCGUCUGACAAAAGACACCUCCUGCACCACUGUUUCCAGGCCCUCAUGGACCACGGCGUGAAGGUGGCCUCUGUGCUGGCCAGCUCCUUCAGCCGCCGCUGCUCCUACAUCGCCGAGUCGGACGCGCACGUCAAGGAGAAGGCCAUUCAGUUCGGCUUCGUUUUAGGCGGCUUCUUGUCGGACGCGGGCUGGUACGGCGACGCGGAGAAAGUGUUCCUGUCCUGUCUGCAGCUCUGCACACUGCACGACGAGGUCCUGCACUGGUACCGCGCCGUCGAGUGCUGCGUGAGGCUGCUUCACGUCCGCAACGGCAACUGCAAAUACCACCUGGGGGAGGAGACCUUCAAGCUGGCUCAGUCGUACAUGGACAAGCUGGCCAAACAUGGCCACCAGGCCAACAAAGCGGCGCUUUACGGGGAGCUGUGUGCCCUGCUGUUCGCCAAGAGCCACUACGACGAGGCAUACAGAUGGUGUAUAGAGGCCAUGAGGGAGAUUACCGUGGGCUUGCCCGUCAAGGUGGUUGUUGACGUUUUGAGACAGGCGUCUAAGGCCUGCGUGGUGAAACGGGAGUUCCGUAAAGCAGAGCAGUUGAUAAAACAUGCAGUAUUUCUGGCUCGGGAACAUUUUGGACACAAGCACCCCAAGUACUCGGAUACACUUCUAGAUUAUGGGUUCUACCUGCUAAACGUAGAUAACAUCUGUCAGUCCGUCGCUAUUUACCAGACGGCUCUGGACAUUCGGCAGUCGGUGUUCGGAGGGAAGAACAUCCACGUAGCUACAGCACAUGAGGACCUGGCGUACUCCUCUUAUGUCCACCAGUACAGUUCUGGUAAAUUUGACAACGCGCUAUUCCACGCAGAACGUGCCAUAGACAUCAUCACUCACAUUCUACCCGAGGACCACCUCCUGCUCGCCUCAUCCAAAAGGGUGAAAGCCCUCAUCCUGGAGGAGAUCGCCAUCGACUGCCACAACAAAGAAACGGAGGAGAGACUGCUGCAGGAGGCGCACGACCUCCACCUCUCCUCCCUCCAGCUGGCCAAAAAAGCCUUCGGGGAGUUCAAUGUCCAGACCGCGAAACACUACGGCAACCUGGGCCGGCUCUACCAGUCUAUGCGCAAGUUCAAGGAGGCGGAGGAGAUGCACAUUAAGGCGAUCCAGAUAAAGGAGCAGCUCCUGGGCCAGGAGGACUACGAGGUGGCGCUGUCCGUGGGCCACCUGGCCUCGCUCUACAACUACGACAUGAACCAGUACGACGACGCCGAGAAGCUCUACCUGCGCUCCAUCGCCAUCGGUAAGAAGCUGUUCGGCGAGGGCUACAGUGGACUGGAAUACGAUUACAGGGGCCUGAUUAAACUGUACAACUCUGUGGGGAACUAUGAGAAGGUGUUUGAGUACCACAACAUUCUGUCCAACUGGAACCGCCUGAGGGACCGGCAGUUUGCUGUGGCCGACGCCCUGGAGGACGUCAACACCAGCCCCCAGGCCACCGAGGAGGUGGUGCAGUCCUUCCUGCUGUCGCAGGGACACGCGGCGGGCCACGGCUGCCUGGGCUGACCAGGGCCGCUCACGUGUUCACUGGCGCAUGUGCGUACACGUACACUCAACAGUACACGUGCACACACGCAUACGUACACGUACAUGCACACGUACAUACACAUGCAUGUGCUCACGUACACACAAACAAACACUCAUACAUGAGUACACAUACACACAAAUAUACAUGCAUACGUACGUAUAUACACACGAACAUGCACGCAUACAUACUCAUAUACACAAACGUAUACAUAUAUAAACGUGCAUGCAAACGUACACAUACACGCAUACGUACACACACACACACACAUACUGGACGCACAUGCGCAAACGAACACACACACACUCACCCAACACUCGCUCACACACACACAGACAGACCUACCCACAUGGCCCCGUGGGGCUCAGACCGCAGUGGGACACCUGGUUGCAGGGGAACACAUCGCUGCCCCGUGGGAACCUCCGGACCCACCUCCUCGCCCUCACCAGCAGCCCCCCUUCCCGCCCGACGGCCUGUUUUACUGACCCCCACAUCAGGCACCUCGGCACCGGGAAGCGGACCGCUGGGGCCCUGCCCGUCGACCCCCCCCCACCCGAGGGGACACGUUACACACAUCCGUCAGUUUCAGUGGAGCACCUAAUUUUGCAUGAUUGUAGAGAUGUGCGACUUAACCCUAAUGGACCAGUCUUUCUUUGUUUUUCAACACCUGCUUCUUCUCCAUGGGUUUCAUUUAAAACAAUAUGAAAGCUCUGCCUGGUCCUGAACAAGCACUAGAAAAUUACAUCUAAUUUUACAACUAAAAAAAAAUAAGAAAAGCAAAUCCAUUUGGACCAGUAUGUUACUUUUUCUACUCUAGUGAAUUCUAAUGAAUUCUUUGGACCAGUGGCUUGUACACAUUUGAAAGUGUUUUUUUUUUUUUUUUUUUUCUUCUUUCAUGAGGGGGAAUAAUUUCUGCCUAUUUGUAGUUUUAUGGUGAAUGUAUAUGGCAAUAAUUUCCAAACGUUUUAAAACCAUUGUUUGUCGUCGUGAAGAACCUAAAAAAAAAAAAACCUUAAAAAAAAAACAAAAAAAAAACAAGAAACCGAUGAAGAGUUUUCUUCCCUGGCGUAGGGCCUGUCGCCCCAGCCAGGUUGAGGUGCUAUUGGGGCAGAAAGGGGUUUAUAUUGGGACAGGAAGGGGUUCAUGGAGGGUCUUGUGCGCUCGUUGGCACACCCGCUGGCGGUGUGGUGGAACUGCAAGUGGCGGUUAGCAUUCGGCUCACCUCAGCCAAAGGGCGUGUGGCUCAUUGUAGCAUUGCACGAACGCCACUGCCUCAAAGGUCCCCUCCAAACGAGAAUUGGGAUCUUCUCUUCGCUGGAUGAGAGACCCUCAUCCGCUGCAGACACGGCACUGCAUUGCAUUGCUUGGCACCAACAUCCCAUCCGUACCCUGUUUAGAUGGAGUCAUUAGGUGGGCUGGCAUUUUAAAUACACUUAGGUAGUGAUGAAAUCACGACGAGCCGGAGCAUUGGUCGGAAAAGGUCACAUGGUUAAGGAUUCCAUGGUUACACCCCACCGUUUCUCUGUGUGCGAUAUGCAGGUCUUACUGCGAGCCAGUGCCGCCAUUACAUCCCCAUUUGUACAUCAGCACUCAGUAGGUAUGAUUUUGGUUGUGAAGUAGCCCCUUUUUUUUGUUCCGCGGAAUUGGCUAGCCUUGCCCUGGCUGCAGUGCAGGGGCCAGCGCCGUUCUCUACAACGUUGGCGUCUUUCGGCGGUGAAUGUCGUUCCUGCUGUCCGAAUGCCAGUCCCGGCCUAGGCCGCCGUCUGAAGUCUACGCCGUAGCCUUAAAGGGGACUCGGCCCACGCCCGUCUGGUCGCAUGCGGUUUACAACAGCUCUUAAAAUGGCCGCCGGAGUCUGGGGGCGACACAAAACUCCUUCUUCAACGACGAAAGCUUUGCCAGCCAGGGCUGUUGGCAGGUUCACUCCGUUGGGGAGGCUGGCCUGGUCGCUAUGAGCCACUGUGGGGUGAUUCACUCCACCAUUUUGUAAAGCAAAACAAAAGGGAGAGGUGGCUUGGCCUGUGGGGUUGUUAUGGGGUGAUAUUGGGCCGGCAGGUCUGUGGUAGAGAGUACUGGACCCUGGAGAGGGCAAAUGAGAAGGGAGAAUAGGCAAAGACACAGGGAGAGAUCUUCUAAAAGAAGAUCUAAAUCUCACUUAAAAGUGCAUUUCUAAUUCACUGAUCAGUUUGAAGUUGAGCUUUGAGAAGAGUAGCGCAUAAUUGUGUCUCUCUUCCCCCCCCCCCCCCCCCCCCACCCCCACAUUUAAUAUUUCACAAUAAUCCGUAAUGUUGAAUUAUGCUAAUGUUUGGUUUCUGCAUUCUCUCUGAAUAACAGGCUAGAUAUUUCCUAAUCCACUCACCCAGCAUAACAGCCCAGAAGCGUCACACGAGGACAAUCCUCUCUUAAGGUAGCCCAGACACAUGGGUAAAACCCAGUAUACAUUCACAGCGUGUUCCUCCUCUUUAUUUAUUACAAUGUGAGAAAUGUUGCCCUGAAUGCUUAUUGGUGAAUGUUUAAUUUAAGGGCUUUUUUUUUUGCGUACCUCAAGUGGUAUUUUUGCUUUUUCUGCGUGAAUGAAUCGGGACUGAUCGGGUUCACUGAUGCUGGCCCUACGACGGAGCUGCAUCUUCUGCUGGUCUCAACAGAACCCGUUUGCUUGUUUGCUUGAGUGAAGGAUAAACUUGCUUGUGUUGAAAGUCUGUAAGUGAAUCAGAGCUGUGUAUGAAUUGUUCUUCUGCAAACGCACAUCACGGGGGCGGAUUCGUAUUUCGCGCUGUCCGUUUUUGUCCGGUGACACCUGUGCGGCAGAAGAGUUUACACGCGCUGGCGUUCGAUAUUUUCAAACAGUCCACCCGGUUACACAAGUAUUAAACAAUACCCGACACCUUCAGAACACAAAAGGGUAAUAGUCUUCCUGUCCUGGAAGCGCAAAGAUAUUGUAUACUGUGCCUCUUUAAAUGGGUCGGAGGAUACAUGUCACGGAAAAACUAAAAUGCACUCUAUUUACCUGUAAACAAUUAUUUUUGAACAGUAACACACUGUGCAGUUCUGUAUGGGUGAGCUAUUUGCUUGUUUUUUUGUUUUUUUUUUAAGAUGAGGCUCCCUCCCACACACAGGACUGGGUUUGUGUGCGAGCUGUGGUGUGCAGUGGAAUGACAUUACAGGGUCCUGUUCAGAACGCACAGUGCUCUGGGUACACCACACACAGAAGCUCUCUGGUGACGUGAGAGGCCUUACCGAGUGAUUUUGAAGUGCACACGUCUCCCUGAAGUUGACCCAAAAACGUUUGCAUGGAAGAAAGUGUGUACCACAUAAAAAUUUGUGACAUAUUUUUUCCCCAAAAUAUUUUUCUCUGCUGUACUCUAUGGCUCGUUCAGAGCAAUACAGUGUUCAUUACAAAGACUCGUUUAUUUUGAAGUUCUAUUGCACAUAUUCUGAAAAAGUUCAAUGAGAAUGGAGAAGACUGUUUGAAGAUGACUAGUUUUUAGUCCACGUUAAUACUAAUAUCUUGUGUGAUUAUUUUCCCCAUCAACAUUGUAACAUUGGUGAUUCAGAUUCCCUCAACUGCUGAAGAGAUGCUGGCACAGGGACACACAGAUCUAAGUUGUCGGGCACUAGAGUACCCGCUCCGAAAUCUCCAUUCGUAAUGCCACAGUGAGCUUGUGUGUAGAUAGACUUUGCUACUGUUUUAACUUUUUUUUUUUUUUCUGUUUGCUUGUGUACAAAUGAUUAAUGCAGAUUACAGCAGGACCCUAACUCCAUACAGUCUGCUGUGCAGUGUAACCAUGAGAUCAUAUUAAACUUGUUUGUAACCAACAUUGUGAAUUUCUGUAACUAUUGUUAAAGGAAGAAAUAUGCUAAAUAUAUUAGUCAUACAGA
Conger conger (European conger) is the source of this 5926-nucleotide messenger RNA. RefSeq names its product amyloid beta precursor protein (cytoplasmic tail) binding protein 2 (gene appbp2). Gene Ontology annotation, biological process: intracellular protein transport. NCBI's taxonomy places the organism in Eukaryota, Metazoa, Chordata, Actinopteri, Anguilliformes, Congridae. Gene Ontology annotation, molecular function: protein binding. Bases 262 to 2028 code for a protein of 588 amino acids. The record is from RefSeq and is a predicted model, not a curated record. The transcript has 13 exons.